CAUAACAAGAAGAUUGUUCCGUAGAAACGGAGUUUCUCCUACUUGCUUCCUCACAAAAAGAUAUGUAGAUGAACUACUUAACCAUAAACUUACAAAAAUGGUUCUCUCCGUAGAAGCCGUUCCAGAGUCACGCGGAUGUUGGAUUUCAGUCGAGCAAUGGCUGGGAGGGUUUUGAUUACGUUUUCUUGGUGGUUCUUAGUCGGAAUCCACCUCUUGUUUCAGAUCCGAGCCCGGAUUGCUAACUGGAAGGAGGAUUUAAGGCCAACACACUCAAAAACGAUAGGAUUCCUCGCGAUUUUUACUGUUCAAUUUGAAAUCGAUUUUUGGUUGAAGUUUCAAUCUGAACAACUGUUUCUGCGAUUCAAAGGUGUUGUGCGGUUCUCCUACCUCAGCCGCACCUCUAUUUCUGGAGCGUGGGGAGGUUGGAUAGGCGUAAACUGAUUUCGUCGAUUUUACACUGUUCACCGUCGUUCUUGGCUACGACGCCUCCUCCAAUGUCAGGAAAGAAACAGGGGAAUGCACAACUGCCUAUGGCGAGAGCUACUAGGUCAUCUAGCCAGGUUCACUUUGGCUAGUGAACGCAGUAACUCAGGAACUUACUACAAGUGUGAAACCACCUGGACAAAAGACCGCACCAGGGCCGACUACUGUAGCACCGUCCAGGUUAACUGUGGAUGCUCCUGCCUUGACUACUGCUACUACAAGUGCUAGGAACUCUCCUGGGAAUUUAGUUCCAGCUAGUGGUGUGCGUAAAGCUACUGCCGACACUAAUACUGGGAGUCCAUCUGUGCUGGGAGCAGAAAAGCUGGUGCGGGUAAAACCUUCUGCUGGAGAAAAUCAGAAAGAACAUGUGUUUGCUAUACAAACCUCUUCUCCAGGAGGGACUGGGAAUCCGGUUGAGGGGUUGCUGGAAGCAGAUGUGCUGGAGAUUUUGGGUACUGUUACUGGUGGAAUGCCUUUGGCUAGUGAACGCAGUAACCCCGGGACUACUCUACAGCACGCUAGAACAAUCACAAAACAGAAGGAUUUGGUUGAGAAGCCAUGGACUGCACUCUUUAAAGAUAACUGAGCCCCUUCUAAUGGGAUCAAACUGAAUUUUGUGCCUCCUAAAGGUCGUUUUCCUGGGCAAGCUACUCAUGCCGAAGGUUUUAUCUGAACACUUUACAUUUGAGGAUAAAGAGUUCCUCAAAGUGAUGAUUUGGGUUAAAUUCCCACACUUAUCAAUGAAACUAUGGAAUAAAGAUGCCAUGAGUGAAGUAGCUUCUAUGGUUGGGAUGCCAAUGACUACGGAGUUGAUCACCCAAGAAAGGAGAAAUCAUAGGUUUGCUAGAGUGUUUAUUGAAGUUGAUGUGUCGAAACCGCUCAUACUUUCAUUUCCUAUUCGAGUACCUUCCCGUAAGGUAGUCAACCAAUCGGUGGUAUAUGAAACUUUUACAAAUUUUUGUUUUCAUUGAAAAAAUAUGGGCACAACCCAUUUAUUUGCAUUAGAUGGAUGUGAAGACAACGAGUGAUCUUUAUGUGGAUAAAGUCCUACUUUUGAACGGAUUUGCAACGAGACCAAGGAGAAGGAAACUAAAGAAGUUGAGGCAGGGGGAUUAGAGUUGGAAGAGUUAGUUGAGCCUAGAGGUGGACUCAGGCCGGGCCUAGGCCUGGUCGGGCCGCCGGUUUGUAUCUCAUGGACCCGGGACCGGUCCGAGGGUUGGACGGGUCCGGUUCGGGCCGGGCCACCCGCCCGGAUCACGGGUCAAGCCACCUGCCGGGCCGGGCCGGUUAAAGUAAUUUUUUUUUUAUAAUUUAUACUUUAUAGUUUUAUACAAGUAUUAAAAACAAACUUCAAGUGCAUUUAUUUGAAAUGAAAUAGGAACUACAUUUGAAAAUUAAAACAAAC
Cuscuta europaea is the source of this 1888-nucleotide messenger RNA. Lineage: Eukaryota; Viridiplantae; Streptophyta; Magnoliopsida; Solanales; Convolvulaceae. The record is from the annotation of a GenBank genome assembly.